Molecule: messenger RNA, 1214 nt
Organism: Malus domestica (apple)
Lineage: Eukaryota; Viridiplantae; Streptophyta; Magnoliopsida; Rosales; Rosaceae
Product: large ribosomal subunit protein uL18-like
Biological process (GO): translation; ribosomal large subunit assembly
Cellular component (GO): cytosolic large ribosomal subunit; ribosome
Molecular function (GO): 5S rRNA binding; structural constituent of ribosome
Source: RefSeq, a predicted model, not a curated record
CACACCACAAAAACCCUAUUAAACCAAACAUCACUUCCAGCCGUCGAUCCUUUAAUCCAUUUGGCAGAUAAAACCUCACCUUCUGAAUCCAAAAACCCUAGCCGGUGCUCUCUCUUCGUCUCGUUGCUCUCGGCUGCUGAUCUUCCGCGAUGGCUUUCGCCAAAGCUCAGAAAUCAAGGGCCUACUUCAAGAGGUUCCAAGUCAAGUACAAGAGAAGGCGAGAGGGAAAGACUGACUACCGGGCCAGGAUUAGGCUUAUUAACCAAGACAAGAACAAGUACAACACACCCAAGUAUCGGUUUGUUGUGAGAUUUACCAACAAAGAUAUUGUUGCACAAAUUACAUCUGCCAGUAUUGCUGGUGAUUUGGUUCUUGCUGCUGCCUAUGCCCAUGAGCUCCCACGCUAUGGGCUCGAAGUUGGUCUUACAAACUAUGCUGCAGCCUAUUGCACUGGCCUUCUUUUGGCUCGUCGUGUGUUGAAGAAGCUUGAAAUGGAUGACGAAUAUGAGGGAAAUGUUGAGGCUACUGGUGAGGACUAUUCUGUAGAGCCAGCUGAGAGCAGAAGGCCAUUCCGUGCUCUUCUUGAUGUAGGUCUUAUCAGGACCACCACGGGAAAUCGCGUAUUCGGUGCGUUGAAGGGUGCUUUGGAUGGAGGGUUGGAUAUCCCUCACAGUGAAAAGAGGUUUGCCGGCUUUUCCAAGGAUAGCAAGCAACUUGACCCUGAGGUUCAUCGGAAGUACAUCUAUGGUGGCCAUGUUGCUGCCUACAUGACGACCUUGGCGGAGGAUGAGCCUGAGAAGUAUCAAAGUCACUUCAGUGAAUAUAUUAAGAAAGGUAUUGAAGCGGAUAACAUCGAGGAGUUGUACAAGAAAGUUCAUGCAGCCAUCCGUGCUGAUCCUACAAUUAAGAAGACUGAAAAGCCUGCUCCUCAAGAACACAAGAGAUACAACCUCAAAAAGCUCACCUUUGAUGAGAGGAAGAUGAAGUUGGUUGAGAGAUUGAAGGCCUUCAAUGACGCUGGUAACGAUGACAACAGUGAUGAUGAUGAUGAGUACUAAGCAUUCAAUCGAAUUUUUCCACCCUUAGGACAACUGUUUACUUAAUCUCUAUAAACUCUGUUAUCUUUAUAAUUCAGACAUUUGAAUACGUUUCUUGUCAGGAGGUUCCAGUGAGAAGCGCUACUAAUUUUUUGACAAAUGUUGUUAUGCCGGUUA